AUGGCUGAUCUCACCACUCCCUCACUCUCGUCCUCUGUGGAUUCCAUCCUACCAUCCAGACGCCUCGGUGCCCCACCGGCCCAGUCCUCCCCACACGACAAGGAAAAUGUUCCACCCGGUGGUAAAAUAGGUCCUAUCAGAAAGUCGAAGAAGGUCGCUCGAUCCUACUGCCACAUUGGAAAGAGUACUCAGCGAGGUGACAAGUCGAUGAAGAAUAGUAAGCGGAGGGUUGGGCUCUUUGGGCAACCAGUGAAUGGCAGUCGAGAGGGGGAUAUCUCGGUCGGGGGAUUGAACUAUAAUCUCAAUAUUGUGUCGAUGGAGGAACAUCUUCUCAUCGCUACUAUCCACGAUGUUGAUCGACGUGCAAAGGAGUUGACUGAGAGUCCUUUGGCGGAAGUAACUGAGGCUUAUGAUGUGUCCUUACCUUUUGCAUCUUUGUUGAUGGCAGCAGUCACCCGUCGUCCUCUCACUUCUCGCCCUAUCCCUCCACAAGUUCCAGCAGUCUUCUCUCCAUCAAAAGCACCUAGUCGUUCUACAUCCCUUUCAGCAAAGCGUGCUCGUUCUCCAGAACCAGCGGGCGACGUCUCUGCGCCUUAUGCCAGCGUCAAACGCCCAAGAGCAGUGCCUCCUUCCCCGUCGCCAGCACCACUAUUUUCAGCUUCAGCUGCCACACGUGAAGACGAAAGGAGAGAGCGAGAGCGAAAACGCGCUGAGCGCGAGGCCAUAAAAGAAGAGUUCCGUAUCAAAUACACGCGCGCAUUCCCUUCUUGGGUAUUCUACUUUGACCUCGAUCUCCUUGAUCCAGAAAGUGCAGCCCUCAGGGAUGCUCUUGCAUCACGAGUUUCUCAUCUGGGAGGGCGGGUCGACGAUUUUUUCUCGAAUGAGAUCACGCAUCUAAUCACAAAUCAAGUUGUUCCCUCAGAAGAUCCCAGUGCAAACAAGGAGAAUGUGACAAGGCUUCGUUCGUCUGUGCCGAAAUCCAGCGCUUUGCUGAAGAGUCCCAUAAAGCUUCGAGGACGCCCUGCUGAGGAUUCGCCAGGUUAUGAUAUACUUGUCCAGAAAGCCCUCAAGUGGGGCAUGAAGAUUUGGAACACUAUCAAACUCGAUAGCAUUCUUGAACGUUGCGAUGUUCCAGCACUACCUGCAUCGACUUCCUCUCGCCCAAUAGCGACCCAAGGCACACCUUCUGCAACAACGUCUAACCAGCGGUCUCUCACUCGCCUCCUUGCAUCGGAACGUUUACAUGGGACUACUACGGAACGGGACCCUACCCAGAAGAGGCAUGAUUUCCGGUAUUUCUCCAAGUCAAGUUAUUUUGUAUUAGUAGAGGACGUGCGACAGGAAGUCGCGACAAUCCAUGCGUUGGAAUAUCCUAUCAGCAGAGGACGUGACGGCAAAGAGAAAGGGGCCUGGCCAACUCUCCAUUGCCAUCCAAAGGCAAGAGGACCCUUCAUAGAGUUUGACGAAAAGGAAAGAAGACGAUGGGAGAAGUCACAAAAGGCUGAGGCUGAUAAGGAGAAGGAGCGCAUUCAAAAGGUGGCGAGGGAGUUGAAGCGCAAAGCGCAAGCACAGAUGGCUGCUCGCAAAACAGGUGAUCUUCGGCGAUCAGUAUCGAUGAACAACCUCCACCGUCGCGCACAAGACGCAUAUGACGGUUUGGACGAAUUUAACGAUUUCGAUGGAGAUUGUGGAGAAAACCAAGAUUCUGCGAACGCUUCCGGAUAUCUGGCAUCAACUGGAACAGGAGCUUAUAUUGCUGCGUCAGGUAACAGUGUAGGUAUCACUUCUACCACUGGGACCACUUCAAACGCCGGGAAUGCGUUUCGGACAUUGGACUUACCAGCUUCCCUGCGAGGAAGGAUUCAGCAACAAGUGGUUACUUCGCGUAAAGUUUCUACCGUGGCUGCCGGCAAAGAACAGGAUGUCAAAAGGGCUGGCACUAUGGGCCCUCCUGUCGGGAUACCUGAACGUCCACAUGCAAUGUUAAGGAAGAGUCGUAGCACCAAUACGCUCAAGCUGCCGAAACGUGAAGAGGGAAGUAAACCCGGUUAUUGCGAGAGUUGUCGGGUGAAAUUCGAUGACUUCAACGCUCACAUCCAGGACCGCAAGCAUAGGAAGUUCGCUACCAAUGACGCCAACUAUCUUCAGCUCGAUUUUAUCCUGGGUCGAGUCACGCGUCGCACCCGUCAGCAAGUCGAAGAAAACGAGCGGAUUUGGGCUGCUAGCUUGUGUAGCGACAGCGACCACAACAGUAACUCUGACGUGUUGGACUCGGAGCGUUUCUCAUCUCAGUCUCCCCAUCAGCUUACGCCCCGACAGCAAGACAUCGACAUGUGGGAUGACGAGCUUGAUGCGGAGGGUGAGGUAGAUUUGGACAUGUGAGAUAAAGUAACUGGCAUUGACGGACUGGGCACGAGUAUGGCAAAGUCGCCUUUUUUCGGGGUGUAUCUCUUUGGGUGUACUCGACUUUUAUAUUCAUUUGAUCCCACCUGCAUCCAUUGUAGCAUAGUUCUGGCAUGUUAACUCUUUGAUUCCGUCAUGGAAUAAUGAAGGAGUCAUCAAU
Molecule: messenger RNA, 2563 nt
Organism: Serpula lacrymans var. lacrymans S7.9
Lineage: Eukaryota; Fungi; Basidiomycota; Agaricomycetes; Boletales; Serpulaceae
Exons: 5
Coding region: 1-2382 (793 amino acids)
Biological process (GO): positive regulation of nuclear cell cycle DNA replication; regulation of cell cycle phase transition
Cellular component (GO): Dbf4-dependent protein kinase complex; nucleus
Molecular function (GO): zinc ion binding; protein serine/threonine kinase activator activity; nucleic acid binding
Source: RefSeq, a predicted model, not a curated record